Messenger RNA from Sapajus apella (tufted capuchin), 364 nucleotides. RefSeq names its product metallothionein-I, hippocampal-like. Gene Ontology annotation, molecular function: metal ion binding. The transcript has a single exon. The record is from RefSeq and is a predicted model, not a curated record. NCBI's taxonomy places the organism in Eukaryota, Metazoa, Chordata, Mammalia, Primates, Cebidae. The coding region runs from base 87 to 281 and encodes 64 amino acids.
AACUGUAACAAUACUUCACCACGCCUUCCACGUGCCUCACAGUCGCAACUUCUCGCUUGGGAUCUCCAGCCUCAUCGCCGCUCAAAAUGGACCCUAACUGCUCCUGCGCCGCUGGUGACUCUUGCAGGUGCGCCAGCUUCUGCAUCUUCUCCAGCUGCAAAGAGUGCAAAUGCACCUCCUGCAAGAAGAGCUGCUGUUCCUGCUGCCCUGUGGGCUUUGCCAAGUGUGCCCAGGGCUGCGCCCGCACAGGGGCAUCGGAGAAGUGUAGCUGCUGUGUCUGAUGUGGGGACAGUUCUGCUCCCAGAUGUAAACAGACCAACUGCACAAACUUGAAUUUUUUUUAAUACAACCCUGAGCCAUUAAA